AUGUCCAACAAGGUCAUCGCCAACAUCGACACCCCAGACCCCUGGAUGAUCCAGGCCAAUGGCGUCUUCUACCUCACCUUUACGCUCGCCAACCGCAUCGAGAUAUGGCAGUCUCCGUUGAUGGAGGACUUCUUUAGUGCGCAAAAGACUGUCGUCUGGCAGCCGGAGCAAGGCUCGCGCUGGGCUGCCGACAUCUGGGCGCCCGAGCUGCACUGGCUCAACGGCGUGUGGUACAUUUACGCCACGGCCUCGCAGCCCGGCGUCGGCAACAAGGGCCACCGCACCAUCGUCCUCCGGUCAACACAUGAGGACCCCAUGGAGCAGUCGGCGUGGGAGUUUCUCGGCCCCCUGAAAGGCAUGCCCGAGCAGUUUAGCAUCGACGCCACAGUCUUUAGCCCCAACGGCCAGGACCUGUACAUCUGCUGGUCCGGGUGGCCGCCCGGCGACAGUUCAGAUACCCAGCAAGACCUAUAUGUCACGCAGAUGGUCUCGCCCGAGGAGGUCAUUGACGCGUCCAUCCUUCCGCCCGUGCGGAUAUCAACCCCCGACCAGCCGUGGGAGCGCUUCGACGGCGGGUCGCGCGGCAUCAACGAGGGGCCGACAUGGCUCAGUUUGCCCGACGGCGCAUUCACGGGCAUCGUGUACUCGGGGCACGCCAGCUUCACAAGCGAGUACAAGCUGGGCCUGCUGCGGCUUGUCGCGCCCAACGCGGACCCCCUGGAUCCCAAGUCCUGGGAGAAGCGGCCCAUCCCGCUGCUCAUCAACGACCAGUCGAUGCCGGGGCCGUACGCGCCGGGCCAUGCCAGCUUUCUGCUCAGCCCGGAUGCCGGUGACAACAGAGUCUUUUGCGUGUACCAUGCAACAGAGAACUGGGGCGAAGGGUUUGGCAACCGCAAGGCUAGGGUACUUGCACUGGGACCCGAGACCUUUGCGCCUGGUGCGCGGCCGGUGUGCUGCUCCAAUGCCCCUCACAAUCCGCUCUGGAAAGGGGGCGCCAUCGGUGCUCCCAGCGGCGGCCCCCAGGAACGUAUAUCCAGGGCGGAGCACCAAAAUACCACAAAGGCGCCCGGGCUGGUCCAAAAGGCGCUAGAUAAGAUCAAGAGAUUUACCUGA
Molecule: messenger RNA, 1113 nt
Organism: Purpureocillium lilacinum
Lineage: Eukaryota; Fungi; Ascomycota; Sordariomycetes; Hypocreales; Ophiocordycipitaceae
Biological process (GO): carbohydrate metabolic process
Molecular function (GO): hydrolase activity, hydrolyzing O-glycosyl compounds
Source: RefSeq, a predicted model, not a curated record